AUGGCACCCGCUCAUCUCCGGACGCCACCCCAGGCCCCGCCUACUUUCACUGCAACCCCUCAGUCAGUGGUCGCUGAUGCUGAGCGCUUGAUCAAGAGCUCGCGAGCCAUUCAGGACAAGGUGGUGGCGGAGAUCAAGCCGGAUGACGCGACCUUUGCCAACGUUGUCCGGCCCCUCGCCCAGAAUGACAACGAGAUGGCACUAGAGUCACACAUUCUUGGUUUCUACCAGGCUGUUUCAACUGAUUCAAAGCUGCGAGAUGCUUCGUCCAAGGCUGAAGAGUUGAUGGAUGAGUUCUUCAUUGAGGCGGUCAUGCGCGAGGAUAUCUUUAAUCUGGUCGAUGCAGUGCUGCGCCGCAACGAGUCUCUCGACCCCGAGUCGCGCCGUCUUCUGGAGAAGGAACACAAGGAUUUUGUCCGCAAUGGUCUCGGCCUACCCGCUGGGCCCCAACGGGCCCGCUUCAAGGAGAUUAAGAAGCGGUUGAGCCAGCUAAGCAUUGAGUUCCAGAAGAACUUGAACGAGGAGAACGGCGGUAUUUGGUUUACCCCCGAGCAGUUGGCGGGUGUGCCCAAGGAUGUCCUGGACGGACUCAAGAAGGGUGAGGGCGAGAAUGACGGCAAGCUUUGGCUGUCAUUCAAGUACCCUGACCUCUUCCCCACUAUGAAGUACGCCACCGAUCCCGAGGUUCGAAAGCAGGUCAUGAUCGCCAACGAGAACAAGUGCAACCAGAACGUGCCGCUGUUCCGGGAAUCUAUUGUGCUUCGUGAUGAGGCUGCCCGUCUUCUUGGCUACCCCAACCACGCCGCCUUCCGUAUCGAGGACAAGAUGGCCAAGACUCCUGAGACUGUCGACAAGUUCUUGGGUGAUCUUCGCGACAGGCUGACCUCUGGUGGCCGAAAGGAGGCCCACAAGUUGUUGGAGCUGAAGAACGCCACAGACCCCACGGCCGAUGGCCGCUACUAUCUGUGGGAUCACCGGUUCUAUGACCGUCUUAUGCUCGAGAAGGAUUACUCUCUUGACCAGCAGCUGAUUGCUGAGUGGUUCCCCUUGCAGACAACCAUUCAGGGCAUGUUGAAGAUCUUUGAGGAGCUGUUUGGUCUGGAGUUUGUUGAGAUCAUUGGCGAGGACCGGGCAGCUAUCGCCCCCACUGGCCAGGGCAAUGAUAUUGUCUGGCACGAGGAUGUCCAGGUAUUCAGCGUGUGGAAUGACGAAGGCGAGGGCAGUGGCUUCGUUGGAUACUUGUAUCUGGAUCUGUUCCCUCGCGAGGGCAAGUAUGGCCAUGCCGCCAACUUCAACCUACAGCCCGGUUUCGUCGACAAGGACGGUAACCGUCGAUUCCCUGCUACCGCACUGGUGUGCAACUUCACCAAGCCCCAGCCCAAGAAGCCCAGUCUGCUGAAGCACGACGAGGUCGUGACUCUCUUCCACGAACUGGGCCACGGCAUCCACGACUUGGUGUCCCGGACCACCUACUCCCGUUUCCACGGUACCAACACCGUGCGGGACUUCGUCGAGGCACCCAGUCAGAUGCUGGAGAACUGGUGCUGGACCCCCUCGCAACUUCGCUCUCUGAGCCGACACUACUCAAGCCUCUCUCCCGAGUACCUGGCUAGCUGGCAAGAGGCCCAGGAGGGCAAGGCCACCACCAGCACUCCAUCAGAGCGUAUCCCUGACGACGUGAUCGAGAACCUGAUCCGCACCAAGCACGUCAACGAUGCCUUGUUCAAUCUGCGCCAGCUGCACUUCGGUAUCUUCGAUAUGACUGUGCACGAGCCCAAGACCCAUGCCGACAUUGAGGCUCUCCCUCUGUCAGCCACGUACAACCGUCUCCGCCAGGAGAUUACGCAAAUGGAUGGACCGGAAGCUCUGGGCGCUGGCAGCGAGUGGGGUCACGGAGAGGCGACUUUUGGACACUUGAUCGGUGGUUACGAUGCUGGUUACUACGGAUAUCUGAGCUCCCAAGUCUACUCCACCGACAUGUUCUACUCCGUCUUCAAGGACGACCCCAUGAACAAGGCUGCUGGCCGUCGCUACCGGUACCAGGUUCUGGAGAAGGGUGGCAGCCAGGAUGAGAUGGAGACUCUGACCGCGUUCUUGGGCCGUGAGCCUCAGACCGAUGCAUUCUAUAAGGAGCUGGGACUGGCAUAG
Molecule: messenger RNA, 2148 nt
Organism: Penicillium bovifimosum
Lineage: Eukaryota; Fungi; Ascomycota; Eurotiomycetes; Eurotiales; Aspergillaceae
Product: M3 family metallopeptidase
Exons: 2
Coding region: 1-2148 (715 amino acids)
Biological process (GO): proteolysis; peptide metabolic process
Cellular component (GO): mitochondrial intermembrane space
Molecular function (GO): metalloendopeptidase activity
Source: RefSeq, a predicted model, not a curated record